UGCUUGCUCCUCUCAGCUUCUUUCUUUCGGAUCUGGGCAAUCGAUCCUUGAAGAAUUUGAAAUCCUUUCCAAAUAUGAUGGCGCGACAGAGGAAUCAUAAUCACCGUCGGAAAACGUCUUAUUCAACUCUCAUCUUCACGGUAUUGAUUAUGUUCACUUUUCUGAUUUUGUUCCUUCUCGCGCUUGGAAUCCUCUCGCUGCCCACCAACAAUGGCGGGUCCUCCAAAGCCAAUGAUCUCACUUCCAUUGUUCGCAAAAACCUUCAGAGAAGUGGCAAAGAUGUUACGGAGGAGAACGAGCGUUGGGUUGAAAUUAUCUCUUGGGAACCCAGAGCUUCUAUUUACCACAAUUUCUUGACUAAAGAGGAAUGCAAGUAUUUAAUAGAGCUAGCUAAACCGCAUAUGGAGAAGUCAACUGUUGUCGAUCAAAAGACUGGAAAGAGCACAGAUAGCAGGGUGAGAACGAGCUCUGGGACAUUUCUUCCAAGAGGACGCGACAAAAUCAUCCGUCAAAUCGAGAAAAGGAUAUCAGAUUUUACCUUCAUACCUGUUGAGCAUGGGGAAGGUCUUCAAGUUCUGCACUAUGAAAUAGGGCAAAAGUACGAGCCUCACUAUGACUACUUUAUGGAUGAGUAUAACACUAGGAACGGAGGGCAGCGAAUAGCCACUGUUCUCAUGUACCUGUCAGAUGUUGAGGAGGGGGGUGAAACAGUGUUUCCUUCAGCCAAGGGAAACUACAGCGCAGUGCCAUGGUGGAAUGAGCUGUCAGAGUGCGGGAAAGGAGGGCUCUCCGUGAAACCAAAGAUGGGAGAUGCAUUGCUUUUCUGGAGCAUGACACCUGAUGCCACUCUAGACCCAUCUAGUCUUCACGGUGGGUGUGCCGUAAUCAAAGGGAACAAGUGGUCAUCCACAAAAUGGCUGCGUGUACACGAGUACAAGGUUUGAUCUAAUUAUUUGAGGAGGAAGAAGCAAAAGGAGAGAGGGAGAGAUGAGGAAGCGUAGGAAAAGGUCAGAAGAAUUGGAGCCCUCUGCUUGCAUCCUUGAGAUACUUUUGUUAUAUUUAAGAGUAGAUAUUUUGUAUCUCAAAAAAGACAACCACCAUUUGAGUUGAUUUGAUUUGAUUUGAUUAAUACCACUACCAUUUGAUGGGAUUAUUGAUAAAAGUAAUGAUAAGGAAAUUGUGGUCA
Raphanus sativus (radish) is the source of this 1186-nucleotide messenger RNA. Its product is annotated as probable prolyl 4-hydroxylase 10. Bases 75 to 944 code for a protein of 289 amino acids. NCBI's taxonomy places the organism in Eukaryota, Viridiplantae, Streptophyta, Magnoliopsida, Brassicales, Brassicaceae. Gene Ontology annotation, molecular function: iron ion binding; procollagen-proline 4-dioxygenase activity; L-ascorbic acid binding. The transcript has 8 exons. Gene Ontology annotation, cellular component: endoplasmic reticulum. Gene Ontology annotation, biological process: peptidyl-proline hydroxylation to 4-hydroxy-L-proline. The record is from RefSeq and is a predicted model, not a curated record.